AUGGCACCUUUUUGUGCCAAGCUGUCCUCCUGCAUUUUUAAAUGGGACCAGGAGGAUGUGCAAGGCCUGAAGGAGGCCAAGAGAGGGGAGUGGAAGAGCAGCCACAGUGGACAUGAGCCCACGGAGGAGCAGCUCUUGGCAACCAUCACCUCAGGGGAACAGAGGAGACACUGCAGAUGGAGGUCGCGUGGCGUGGAGGACAUACGACGCAUGAUUUCAGGGCUGCUGGAGUCAGUGUGGGAGCUCACUGACACCACAGGGCUGCGUUUGGUGAACCAUGACACCAUGCACCAUGUGUGGGAGGUGCAGCAGAAGCACCUGGAGUGCCUCCAAGACCCUCCUGGUCUAAAGCUCUACACCAAGGUGGGGACACUCCAUAAGGGCGGCAAAGAGCUGGACGUCCUUAGGUGUGCCAGGGGGUCCUCCUCCCUGGAGAGUUUUCACCGACACCAGUGCGCUUUUAUCCCAGGCUGGCAGUGCAAUGCAUCUCAUAUGCAGAUGUACAUGCUGGAGGGGCUAUCCAGGUGGAACAUGGCUCGGGCCAAGGAGGCAGUAGCUGUGGAGGGGGCCUCGGCUCUGCGGAGCUUUGACGUCCGCCUGAUGUCCCACCUUAACAGCCUGAGCCAGCGUGUCCUUGGUUGUGCUCUAGUGCCAGAGUUUACCCCACCUGGGAAACCCACUGACGAGUGCACGGCGGUGGAGUAUUUAUUGGGCCAGACCAACAGAGGGGACCUGCUUGCUCCUGCACCUGCCCCUGAAAACCCCUCACAGGUGCUUGAGGAGGAGGAGGAGGAGGCAUAUGCCCCCAUACACAUGCCAGAGCUGUUGGCUGGUGAUGCGAGGGACCAGUUGUUGGAGGGGGACACUGAACCCACUGAACCUGUCACACCCAAGACCAGCCAAUGUGACUCCAGAGGUGUUGUGGGAUGGGAGAGUGGCCUGAACCGCACCACCACUGCUUUGUCAGCCAAGGAGGAGGCAGACAUAGUCCGCCUGUACACAGCUCUCCAUGACAUGUACAAGCAGUGA
Molecule: messenger RNA, 1029 nt
Organism: Knipowitschia caucasica
Lineage: Eukaryota; Metazoa; Chordata; Actinopteri; Gobiiformes; Gobiidae
Source: the annotation of a GenBank genome assembly